AUGCUAAAAUCGCCCGUCUGUCGUGUUCACCUCCUGGGUCACCAUCUUUGCGAAGAGGGUGGAAUGAAAAUGAUCAGUCUGGAUGCAGCAAUGAACUUGAUGCUUUCAGAUAAUGAGUCACUCCAAGCAACAAAAGCGGUGAAUAUAGAUGGAAAUAUUUUGAGAAAUAAAAUAAUACCAUUCACUACGCAGUAUGUCAAUGAACUUCAUCGUUCAUCAAACAUCAUAUACUUGAGUAUAAUUUUCGAUAUGGCUGAAAUAUUCGAAUAUAAUGCUCAGCAAAAGUAUCCGUGGAGAGAUGAUGUAAUCAAAUGGAGCAUAGAAACGCUACAUAAGAAUACGAAUACUGGAUUUGCGCGUAAAAAUGCCAGUCACUUUUUGAGCGCUUUGAUCAGCAGUGAUAUUGCUACUGGAUCGAAGCUCAUCCCUGAUCUGAUUGAAUUGGUUAUCGAAAGUGGCGACCAGUUUCACGAUUGGAUAUCCAACCUGGUUAUUCAGCAGAUCGAGCAGGUAUCACCUGAUGGUGCUAAUCACAUAAUUGAAUCAGCACCAAAGCGAGAAAUGUUCUCAUUGGAUUUUUGCGAACUUCUAGCUGCAGUGAUGACUCGCGAACAAAAAUUUUCGUGUCUUCAUGAUAAUACACAAUGGUUGAACAACAAGUUGCGAUUGACGACUAUGAAAAUGCUGAUUGAAAACAAUGAAAUAACGGAACUUAUUCAUUCGUUAUUGGUGGAUCCAGAAUCACGUUUGGAUCACUUCACAGUAUGUUAUAAGUAUCUUCCUGAAAAAGCUCAAAAAGAAGGUGUUGAAAAAUGGAUUAGAAGACUGGAUCGUUUGAAAAUGUGCCAAGCGGAACAUAUAAAGCAAUUCCUGAAAAUAUGUGCACCAUUUACAGUCGAACAAUUUGAUGUAAUGUACAAAGUAAUGAAGGAGCGUUUUGAGAGGAAUCAUUCACUAUUCAAAUAUCUGACAGACGCAUGUCCCGCUUGGGUCAAACUUCGAUGCUCAUCAAUCGUGUGUGACAUAUUCGAUAGGUUAUCGUCGUCAUCAGCAUCAACAUCAUCGAUUAUUCCAGAUUUAACAAUUGUCGAUUGGUCUUUCGCAAUUUUCGAAUAUAUUCUGCAGUGUAUUGGUGACGAGAAUUGUGAUUUCUUAUUAACAAAACUGAUGUUACUGUUACAUGAUGACAACGAAAUAUUACGAGAGAAAGUGAUCCGAUGUUUAGCUUUACAUGCGACUGAAAAACAGUUGCAUCGGUUGGCACUUAAGGACGAACGACAGCAAACGAGAUUGUCAGCAAUCGACAUACUGUCAGCGCGCAUUGAAGCAGGUAAGACACCAUCGUCUAAUGAGGAAACGAUUGUUGGAGAGUUGCUCACCGAUUCGGAUUUAUGUGUUCGUGAACGGGCUAUCUGUUAUGCUGGUAAGCUGAUCCAGCUUGGGGGCACAGUUGGCGAUAACGUACGACAAAUUUUAAGCUGUUCCAUGAAUGAUGACGAUAACAAUUCGUUUGCGAAAUCCAGACGAGAACUACUAAACGUUCCGAAUUCCCAAUCAAAAUCCAAUUCUUCCGAUCAAAUCGACGGCUAUGAUAAUAGCAACGCAUCUCUUUCUGAUUUGGUAUCGCGAAUUACAUUAUCGGACUAUGUAAAUAAUGAUGAAGAAUUGGAUUGUUUUUAG
Molecule: messenger RNA, 1680 nt
Organism: Anisakis simplex (herring worm)
Lineage: Eukaryota; Metazoa; Nematoda; Chromadorea; Rhabditida; Anisakidae
Source: the annotation of a GenBank genome assembly